Messenger RNA from Camelina sativa (false flax), 792 nucleotides. NCBI's taxonomy places the organism in Eukaryota, Viridiplantae, Streptophyta, Magnoliopsida, Brassicales, Brassicaceae. The record is from RefSeq and is a predicted model, not a curated record.
GGCAGGAGUACAACGCAAAGCUUUCUGAUUUUGGUUUGGCCAAGGAUGGGCCAAUAGGUGAUAAAAGUCAUGUCUCUACACGAGUUAUGGGUACACACGGAUAUGCUGCUCCCGAAUACCUUGCAACCGGUCAUCUAACAACAAAGAGUGAUGUCUAUAGCUUUGGGGUUGUCCUUCUGGAGCUGUUGUCUGGUCGUCGAGCUGUGGAUAAGAAUCGUCCGUCUGGAGAGAGGAACCUUGUGGAGUGGGCUAAACCAUACCUCGUAAACAAAAGAAAGAUAUUCCGAGUCAUUGAUAAUCGUCUUCAGGACCAGUACUCUAUGGAAGAAGCAUGUAAAGUGGCUACUCUGUCUCUGAGAUGUCUCACCACAGAGGUUAAGCUGAGACCAAACAUGAGCGAGGUUGUUUCUCACCUCGAACACAUUCAGACUUUAAAUGCUGCUAUAGGGGGAAAUAUGGAUAGAACAGAGAGAAGAAUGCGUAGGAGAAGUGACAGUGUUGCCAGCAAAAAAGCGAAUGCGGGUUUUGCUAGGCAGACCGCUGUUGGCAGUACAGUUGUUGCUUAUCCUCGUCCAUCAGCCUCGCCACUGUAUGUUUGAAGAAGGAUAAACAAGUCUUGGGUCUGUGUUUUUUGAUCAAAACAUUUACAGGACAUGAAGUUCCUGUAUCAUGUCCUGUCUAUGGAAUCUGGAUGUACAGUUUUGUCUCUGUUAAUGUAAGAAUUCAGUUCAUCUCUCUAUACAGGACGACAAACAUGUAAUUUUGAUCUUUGUAACGGGAGCAUUAACAUAA